Fusarium redolens is the source of this 1515-nucleotide messenger RNA. RefSeq lists its product as uncharacterized. The coding region runs from base 1 to 1515 and encodes 504 amino acids. The transcript has 3 exons. Lineage: Eukaryota; Fungi; Ascomycota; Sordariomycetes; Hypocreales; Nectriaceae. The record is from RefSeq and is a predicted model, not a curated record.
AUGCCUGAAACCGCCCAGCAGCCCCUAAGCGCGCGGGCAGCGCAACGAAUCAACGACCGAGUGACCCGUGAGGUCUUUCGACUCGCUGGCCGUGAUCCCAACGAUCACAUGGAAUGCUUUAAAGCUUGUCUUGAAACUAUCGAGAAUACCAAAGUCGUCGAGGCAACCGACUAUGCUAUUUGGGAGAGACAGGAGCCUAUAGCAAUGGCUCUGCAAGAAUUCUCAAAUACCAACCGAACCACCAAGAGCGGCAACUUUUACAUGCUCUCAGCAACCACCGCCAUGCCUAUCGCCGCCACUCUGAACCUGAAGCACGUUGCCAUCGGCUCUGAUGGUAACGCCAAACCCAUCGUCAACGCUUUCUCCAAGAGUGCUGUGUGGGCUUACCUUGGUCUUGCCAUCGAUGUAUGGUCUGAGACUAGCGAGUCUCAGUUCUUCGUCAAGAAGUCUGAAGGGGAUUCAAAGCAUCCAACAGUUGGAAAGAUCACUCGUGGAAAGAUCGCAGUCACAACCAAUGUCUCCGGGGACACUGUCACUCCUCUGAUGCUUCUCAUCAUGGCAAGAUUGAACGGAUGGGUCAAGUCAGCACCGGGUGCCCCUUGUUUGAAAAAGGGGACUGUCGACGCGCCGCAGAUCAUCCACCGCCGUCAAGCGCUAAGCGAGGGCAAGGAAAUCCUUGAGAAACUAGGGAAUCGAAAGUUCAAGCAAAACGAUCCAGCUAUCAUCAGAGAGAUAAAGGCAUGGCUCUCGGAGCCCGUCAUCCGUGUGCUUCCGGAGGAGGCGAAGAACCGACUAUGCGACGACGCAGAUACGGAUCUGUCGGUCUGGAAAUACAUGGGCAAGACCGGUGCCACUCUUGCCUCCCUGGUAUCUGAUGAAAUUGACUGGAUUCAACUGGCUCAACAGGUCAAUGACGCAGAAUCAACUGCAGCUGUGAAGAAGCUGGUUGAAUUGCCAGACAAGGCCCGUGAGAUCCAAAAUUCUCAGCAGAACUAUCUACAGGAAGCAAUUCCCGAUCUGAUGGAACUCCGAACGACUCUCCUGGAGCAGCCCGGCUGCCAGUCGUUCCAGCGAGUUUUUGGACCUGCUUGGAACGAAUGCCUCCUGAGCCAAGAAGCUGACGGUACAAAGAAUAUUUUUGUUGGUGCUCUUCAGCGCCUGUUCGACACGAUUGCAUAUGCCGUUCCUCGAACACACCCCAUGUACGGUGCUUUUCUUGACAUGGCUUCCAAAAUGGACAUUGCUGUUAUGUCGUCCCUCGACCUUGAUCUGGUCAGAGUUAAAGAUCGUCACCAAAAGAGGCUCAACAUCAACGACGAUCUAUCCUACCGCAACGAAAUCGUGGCAAAUGUGGCCGAAGCUGUCGGCAAACUCGAUCGUGGAUCAGCAUCGCAGGAGCGACUUCUCCGUUCAAAGGUCUGUUCGAUUCUUGACGCAGCUGAUGCGCUGAUCCUGAAGGAGAACCUGCCGCGGGAGAUCAACAUCGUGAUCUCGACCAACACCAAUGACGAAUAA